Monodelphis domestica (gray short-tailed opossum) is the source of this 1649-nucleotide messenger RNA. Its product is annotated as olfactory receptor 52E4-like. The record is from RefSeq and is a predicted model, not a curated record. Lineage: Eukaryota; Metazoa; Chordata; Mammalia; Didelphimorphia; Didelphidae. Gene Ontology annotation, molecular function: olfactory receptor activity; G protein-coupled receptor activity. Gene Ontology annotation, cellular component: plasma membrane. Gene Ontology annotation, biological process: G protein-coupled receptor signaling pathway.
GCCAGAUGAACAAGAGAAGAAUCUUCUUAUAUCAUUAAACCCAUGUGCUUCCUGUUUCAUGAUCUAUUUAUUUCCAAUUUCUCUCUGACUUCUAUCCAGUGAAUUGACCACCCUCCACCAGGAACCAACAGCAAUGUCCUCUUGUAACAACUCUAUUCCCCAGCCAGAGGUAUUUUUAUUGGCUGGGAUUCCAGGACUUGAGUCAUAUCAUAGCUGGUUCUCCUUGCCCUUCUUCUUAGUCUUCAUCAUUGCUUUUAUUGGCAAUAUCACCAUCAUAUUCAUCAUCCACACAGAGAAGAGUCUCCAUGAGCCCAUGUUUCUCCUGCUGGCUAUGUUGUCAGUUGUUGACUUGUCCUUAGUUAGUGCAACCGUGCCCCGCAUGUUAGGCAUCUUCUGGCUAGAUGCAAAAGAGAUCAGAAUUGAUGGAUGUCUUACCCAGAUGUUUUUCAUCCCAUCUUUCUAUGUCAUGGAAUCUGGUAUUCUUUUGGCUAUGGCUUUUGAUCGCUUUAUAGCCAUUUGCAAUCCACUGAGAUACACCACAAUCCUAGCCAACAAUUCACUGGUAAAAAUGGGACUGGCAGUAAUAGCAAGGACUAUAGUUGUGCUUACUCCAGCCCCUAUCUUAGCCAAAAGGUUGACCAGCUUCCAAACCAACAUUAUUCCCUACUCCUAUUGUGCUUACAUGGCUAUGGUACAGAUUGCUUGUGGGGACAUCUCUAAUUACAUUGUCUAUGGUCUCAUGGUUAUUGUGACUUCUAUUGGUGUUGACUUACUCUUUAUUAGCCUCUCUUAUGGGAUGAUUCUUCGAGCUGUUUUCCGGAUCCCUUCCUGGGAGGCACGGCAUAAGGCCCUGAGUACAUGUGGUUCCCAUCUCUGUGUAAUUGCCCUCUUUUAUUCUCCUGUUGUCUUUUCUUUUUUGGCUCAAACAUUUGGAUACCAAAUGCCCCCACACUUCCAGAUUAUUGUAGACAAUCUCUACUUCCUGGUACCUCCCAUGAUUAAUCCUUUGAUUUAUGGGGCCAGAACCAAGCAGAUUAGGGAACGUGUUCUCCAAGUACUGGGUUGCCACCCAAAAUAAAUUCUAAGCCAGUGCUGAUCAAAUUUCUAAGCGAUGAUUGUGAAUAUAUAAAGUUUGUAAGAAUGGUUAGUGGAGGUAAUUCCAGUCAUAGGAAAACCAUUUUCAGAAUGAGAGAGGAAACCUUUUCAUAAAUAUUCUUAUUUUUUAAAAAAAAUUUCUAUGUCAGGGGUAUGGGUGGCUCAGUAGAUUGAGAGCUAGGCCUAACAAUGGGAGGUCCUGGGUUCAAAUCUGUCCUCGGACACUUACUAGCUGUGUGUCCUUGGGCAAGUCACUUAAACUCUAUUGUCUAGCCCUUACUGCACUUCUGCCUUAGAACCCAUACAGAGUAUUGAUUCUAAGACAGAAGGUAAGGAUUUAAUUUUUUUUUCCAUGUCACACUAUUGAUUGAUUUUGAGAUGAAAAUCCAUUAAGAAUUAUCAGGUUUAUUAAAAAAUAACUUUCUAGGGCAUGGACAAUUAGAAAAUUAAUUAAUUUAUUGUUUCAUACAUUGGGAUCUCAUUCUCCUUAGAGCAUGUAUGCUCUUGGAACUCUAUUAUAUUUUAUGUCAUAGGGAAUUAAUCUAAAUGCAAUG